This is a messenger RNA of Cryptotermes secundus, 2882 nucleotides long. Its product is annotated as probable ATP-dependent RNA helicase DDX20. Gene Ontology annotation, cellular component: SMN complex. The record is from RefSeq and is a predicted model, not a curated record. The transcript is spliced from 6 exons. Gene Ontology annotation, molecular function: RNA helicase activity; RNA binding; ATP binding. Gene Ontology annotation, biological process: spliceosomal snRNP assembly. Lineage: Eukaryota; Metazoa; Arthropoda; Insecta; Blattodea; Kalotermitidae. The coding region runs from base 366 to 2795 and encodes 809 amino acids.
GAUACAGUUGGUAAUCCUUCCAGUGUUGUCUGUGUUCCAAUGUAACUGGGCGUUCAGUUUCCAUUUUUCAGAAUUUCAGUAAAUGAUUGAAAUGGUGAAGUAUCUCGAAUUUUAGGUUCUCACGGCAUUAAAUUUUGAAGAGUAUUGUCUUCUGGGAUGUGACACCGCGUAGUCUAAUAGGUCGAUAUGGUAGAGGUGAUAAUACUCUAUCAACAUUGGAAUGCAUUCGAGUGUAAUCAAAUGAAACUGUUGCUAUUAACUGUGGAUUGAAUUGAUUUAGUUUAAUCCACAUUGUCGUACAGAAAAUGUGCAAAUUUUGAAAGUUGAAGUCGUAGAACGGUCGUAGAAGGUUUCUCCCAAGAAGAAUGGCUCGUAGUACUGCACAUAUCUUGGAGGAUAAGCCCCGAACACAAGAUGUGUUUAUUAGUGAAGAUAUUGACUUCACUGGAAUGCUGUUAUCGGAGUUAACCUUGAAAGGUCUACAUAAAAGUGGGUUUAGGAAGCCAUCACCCAUACAGCUUAAAGCAGUACCACUUGGAAGAUGUGGAUUUGACCUAAUUGUGCAAGCUAAAUCUGGAACAGGCAAGACUUGUGUGUUCACUAUAGUAGCCCUGGAGAUGGUCCUUGUUGAAAGCAAAAGUUUGCAAGUUCUUGUCUUGGCCCCUACUAGAGAGAUUGCCAUUCAGAUCAAGAAUGUUAUGCAGGAUAUAGGCAGUGAGAUGAAAGGCUUAAAGGUGCAUUCAUUCAUUGGGGGUCUUCCAUUUGAGGAAGACAAAGCAAAGCUUCAGCGUUGUCAUAUUGCAGUUGGUGCUCCUGGAAGGGUGAAGCAUCUCAUCGAGAAAGGGUUCCUAAAAACCGAUAAUGUGCGACUGUUUGUAUUGGAUGAAGCUGAUAAGCUCAUGGAGCCUAGUUUCCUGAAGGAUGUCAACUACAUCUUCUCAGUGCUGCCACACAACAAGCAGGUGAUUGCAUUAAGCGCAACAUACCCAGAUGAACUGGACAUGUUUCUGAGCCGUUACAUGCGUUGCCCAACACAUGUGAAUCCAGGACCUGAAGGACCAGUUUUAUUGGGCAUCAGGCAGUUUGUGUCAAUUGUACGCCCUCAUCUGAACACAAUGGUACAAAUAAAAUACAAAGUACAGGAACUACUGCGCAUCCUGUCAUUUGUUCCCUUCAAACAGUGCCUCAUAUUUUCCAAUUACCAGUCAAGAGCUGAAAGCAUCUGCAAUCAGUUGAAAACAUUGGGAUGGGCCGCAAUAUGGUUGACAGGAGGACAAGACCAGCACCGUCGUCUUGAAGCUGUUGCAAGCCUCCGUGAGUUUCGUUGCCGGGUACUUUUAUCAACAGACCUUACAGCAAGAGGAAUUGAUGCAGAGAAUGUAAACCUAGUAAUCAACCUUGACAUACCUCAUAGUGGUGCAACUUACUUGCAUCGCAUAGGAAGGGCUGGACGAUACGGUUCUCAUGGCAUCACAAUAUCGCUGGUAGCUGAUGGUAAGGAGCUAGCUCAGUUCAGAAGAAUGCUAGGAACAAUUGGUGAAUCAGUGAGCAUUGCUAAAGUACCAAGUGAUGGAACAUCAACAGAUCUGUGGCACUGUGACAUAUCAAGCCUUGAAGAAGUCCAGGGUAUUGCUCCAGGAGAUGGUGCAGAAGCCUGUGAAGGUGUUAAUUUAGAUACAUCUGAUAGUAAGCAUAGUCAAAGAGGUGCAGUUAGGAAGAAAGUUGGAAAACGUGUGAAUGGGCUAAGUAAGGACAGGAAACUGCAGAAUGAAGAGACACUGCGUAGAGAAAUGAAUGGAAGUUGGAACCUGUAUCAUGAAUCUGUAGGGGAAAGCAAUUGUGUCACAGAUUUGGUGAAAGAAGUGGGCGAGAUGUCCCUACUGGCUGAAGAAGAGAAAGCUGAAGUCCAAAAGGUUGAAGAAGAAGCACUGUGUGGCUUGGAUGGAGCAUUGACACAAGAAACUCGGGUUGACUUGCGACUAGACACAUAUGAAGACUUGUUACAUCUGUUAGAAAACUUUACUGAUGAAACAGACGCACAAGAUAUACACUGUUUAAGAGAAAGGGUUACUGAUAUUUCACGUGAAAGUGAAGUAUCUAGAGUUUUGUGUGAUAUGAUACAGGGUGAUAUUUGUAAGAUGACUAACAAAUUGAAAGAAGAAAUCAAGGAUUGGAAUGUUGAAGAUCUGUUAAAGCACUUAGUUAAAGGUCAUCCAUGGCCAGUAGUUGAGGCUGAAGCUUCAAGAUCACCUGCAAACAAAGGAACAGAAACAGAUUGUCAUUACGUGGCGUCUUACAGAGCUUCAGAAGCUGGAGAAGAGACGGUUUCUUCAAGGAGGACUUUUGGUCAUCCUUCCAUAAACAGUCCUAGCAACUCAAGCCAUAAUCACUGUGCAAAUGUGCAUGAUGAUGUGUGUGAGGGCACUGUAGCUUUAGAACGCAAUUCUCCUGAAACAGAAGUGUCUCUAUCAUGUUCUGAGAAAUCAGAUCUUGAAAUUGAUGUAUCAAGAGGUUCAAGCCCAGAAUUCUGGAUGAAAAACAAUCAGAAUUCACAGUGGAAUUACAGUAAUGUACACAGGUCUACAGACUAUUACAGUUAUCCAUGGUUACAUUCUUACAGUGAUUAUUACAACUGGAGAUACAACUGUGAGGAAGAAUAUUGUGGUGUUGAUUUGUGUGAAUAUAGACACAACGUGGAAAGUAGUUAUUACAACAUGUGGAGAAUGCAUUUGCAGCAAGUAAGGCAGUAUAUUCAAUGGACAGAAUAUUGGAAACACAUGUUCAGUAAAUAUUAAACCAAUAGUUUUGUAAACCUCUGCUCAGGAGGAUUAAAAUUGAAGAAAACCAUGAUUUCUGUAUCAAAUAAAUUGAAUUUAUAUUGA